This is a messenger RNA of Helianthus annuus (common sunflower), 549 nucleotides long. RefSeq names its product protein BONZAI 3-like. Bases 1 to 549 code for a protein of 182 amino acids. The record is from RefSeq and is a predicted model, not a curated record. Gene Ontology annotation, cellular component: plasma membrane. The transcript has 5 exons. Gene Ontology annotation, biological process: cellular response to calcium ion. Gene Ontology annotation, molecular function: calcium-dependent phospholipid binding. NCBI's taxonomy places the organism in Eukaryota, Viridiplantae, Streptophyta, Magnoliopsida, Asterales, Asteraceae.
AUGGCAUGUCGAUCUAGUAUUCAGCCUAUUAAGGAUGUUGGGAAAGUCAUACAAGUUUAUAAUUAUAAUAAACGCAUUCCCGCUUGGGGUUUUGGUGGGAAAGUAGAUGAUGAUGGCCCUGUAUCUCAUUGUUUCAACUUGAGUGGAAAUGCUCGUAGCAGCGAGGUUAAAGGAGUAGAAGGCCUAAAGGCUGCUUAUGAAAAUGCGGUGCAUACCGUCUCUCUUCAAGGACCAACUGUAUUUGGUCAAGUAAUCAACCAAGCUGCAAAAAUAGCUGCUCAAUCCCUCUCAACUAAUCCCACCAAGUACUUUGUGUUGCUAAUCAUAACGGAUGGAGUUCUUACCGAUCUUCAAGAGACUAAAGAUGCACUUGUUAGGGCCUCUGAUCUGCCCCUUUCAAUAUUAAUAGUUGGAGUGGGUGAUGCUGAUUUUAAACAAAUGAAGAUUUUGGAUGCUGACACGGGACCACCUUUGGAGAGCUCAACGGGAAGAAUAACCACUCGAGAUAUUGUUCAUUUUUUUCCCAUGCAUGAUGUACAUCGCAAGUAA